UUUCCCGAGCAUCGGCAAGCUUGAGUUUCCUGCCCGGAGGAAGAGACAAAUGCAGAUAAAAGGCGUGCAGAGGGCUUGAGAAAGUCACAGUGCUCUGGAACCUCGAAUCUCCACACUUCCUCCAGCUUCUCCUGAACCCGAGCUCCCUGGUCCAGGAUUUUGUCCACGAUGAGCCUCCUACCCCGCCUCUCCGCCUGCAUCCCUGGCCGGUCCAGCUCGCUACUUGUGCUGCUCGCGUUUCUGUUGCUGCUGACGCCGCAGACGCUGGACGCUGAUUCAGAUGUGUCAGUGGUCAGAGAGCUGCGUUGCAUUUGCAUGACCAUAACUCCAAAAGUUUCUCCCACAAUGAUCACUAAUCUGGAGGUGAUAGCCAGAGGGCAACAGUGUCCCAAUGUGCAAGUGAUAGCUUCACUGAAGAAUGGAAAGGAGGUCUGUCUUGAUCCAGACGCCCCUUUGAUCAAGAAAAUCAUAAAGAAAAUGUUGGACAGAAAUAAGAAAACUAAUUAAGAGAAAUGAACAUGCAUUGGGAAAAUCACCCAAUAUUCAACAGAGCAAUUUUCUGAGGAUGACUCCCGCCCCUGAAGACAAGAAAGGCUGAUUUGUUUACCUCAGUAAUUUUCUUUGGAGAGCCCCUACUUUGAAGAGGAUGGGGGAAACCUUUCUCCCUAAAGCUUUUUUGCUCAGCUUGGAACUAUUUAGAAUAACAUUUCUAUCCUUUUCUAUUAUCUGUUACACUAUUGGAAAAAUUAGUAUUUAACUAGAUUGUGAGUCAAGAACCAUUGGUAGUUAACCAUCCAAAAUGUCUUGAACUGAAGGUAACUACUGCACUGUAACUAGGGAAUACACACACACACACACACACACACACACACACACACCCCUUAUAGUGCUCAUCCAAAGGCUGUGGAUUUAACAGAUCAAUGGUGUUCUUAGAAUACUGUUGAGGGAGGAAUACAAUUAUUCUCCCUCUUCUAAUGAAAUAGGAAAUAUUUUACUGUGUUUUUAAAGAUAAUGUGUUAGGGAACUCCCUUACUCCUGUCUCUGGUGUGGCAUGUACAUUAUAUUAUAUUAGAAAACUGGUAUAUCAUUACAGAAACCUGUGUAGAAUAUAUAUUCCUUGUUUAGAAUUUCUAAAUGUGUAAGUUCUAGAAGGACUAAAUGUAUUCUUUUUCUAUAAUUUUAGACAUUUGAUGUCUUCUUAAGGUAUGGCAUAAUGUCAUGACUUACUCAUCAAACUUUAAUUAUAUGCUAUUUAUUAACUAUUUUAUUAGUUGUAUUCUUCAAGUACAUGUUUUAGAUAGAUGAAGAAAAGAAACAGGUAAAUUCCUGACUUGUAG
This is a messenger RNA of Nannospalax galili (Upper Galilee mountains blind mole rat), 1337 nucleotides long. Its product is annotated as alveolar macrophage chemotactic factor-like. The record is from RefSeq and is a predicted model, not a curated record. Gene Ontology annotation, cellular component: extracellular region. Bases 169 to 507 code for a protein of 112 amino acids. Gene Ontology annotation, molecular function: chemokine activity; CXCR chemokine receptor binding. The transcript is spliced from 4 exons. NCBI's taxonomy places the organism in Eukaryota, Metazoa, Chordata, Mammalia, Rodentia, Spalacidae. Gene Ontology annotation, biological process: neutrophil chemotaxis; cellular response to lipopolysaccharide; chemokine-mediated signaling pathway.